AUGAAGCUUUCGGUGUUGAUGCUUGCUGCGCUUGCUGCUGCACGCGGCGAUAUGCAUUUCAAAGAGAUGAACAAAGAUGAGGAGACUGCUGUUUCCCAAGAGCAACAUCAGUUCUCGCAGGAAGACAACGUGAAGCAUGGAGCAGCUGUUGCAAGAAGCUUGUUGAUGAAGGAACGCAAUUUGCAUUUGAACACGCUGGACAGAAACACUGGUGUGCCAGUCUCGUUCGUGGAAUAUUUUGUGGGCUCCGACGACUGUCCUGACGUAGAAUUUUCGAACAAUGGUAACCUGAUUUUACUUUUGCUUGAAAUGAGCUCCAGUUACAGAAACUUGCAGAACAACAGUAAAUUGUCCGCAACAGUUGAAGGCCAUUUCAAACACAAGUCUCCAAUGUCCUCACCACGUGCCAACUACUUCGGGGAAUUGAAGCCACUUGAAAACUCCGAGAAAUUGAAGGAGUGUUUCUUGUCGAGGCACCCUGAUGCUGUUUGGUGGCUACCUGGUGACGAUGACAGCAAGGUACAUGAUGGCCACUGGUACGAACUAGAUGUGAGUGACGUUUAUCUCGUUGGCGGUUUUGGCGACAGAUCUUACAUUGGCUCUAUCAGCGGUGAAGAAUACCACGGUAUUUUCGAUAAGCCUCCAAAGCCACCACAUAAAGAGAAACAUCAGGAUGAUGAGGAUGACGAAGAGCGCAAAGGCUUUAAAUUUUUCAAGCAACACCGUAAACCACACCACAAGAACGACGAUGACAAUGAGGUCGAGUCGAAGAGCAAAGAUGAAUCUCAAAGAGCCAAGGGAGGUCGUAAGCAAAGGCACAAGAAGUUUGGCAAGAAGGGAGGUAAACAAGACUCUGAGUCUGCUGAACGUGAAGACAAAAAACAACUACACGAGGACAAUGCUAAUGUCAAAGAGGGUAACGUUGGGAAGCAGCAUGCCAAACCCCACGGUAUGAAGUCUGGAUGCAAGAAAUCUAACAAAGAUGGCCAAGACAACCAAGAUGAAGUGAAAUCUCAAGCUCUUGAAGGUGACAAGAAACAAUUUGAAGAACAGGACGAGAAAGAGGAAAAACAUGGUAAGUUUAAGGUCAAGAAGUUUGGAAGUAAGAAACAUGGAAAGAAAGGCAGAAACGAGAAAUCGCAGGAUCAGAACGAGAAGGGCGAGAAACAUGGCUUUGCUCACAAACCAGAACACGAAGAAAAGUCCGAGAGAAUGAAGGAUGACAGAGCGAGUUCUGAAGAGUACAAGAACCACGAGAUGAAAGAACAUCAAGGCAACAAUAAGCACGCGCAUGAUGAGGCAGACCAAUCUGAUCUCGAGAGUGUUGAUGACUUCAACCCAAAUUCAGACCGUUCUGAGCAGCAUGGGAAUGGGAAAAUUGAUAUCCCAGAUGCUGAUUUAUGGUCCGCUUUCAAGCAACUAUUUUUCAAGGUUUUGAACAAUUAUUGA
Molecule: messenger RNA, 1449 nt
Organism: Lachancea fermentati
Lineage: Eukaryota; Fungi; Ascomycota; Saccharomycetes; Saccharomycetales; Saccharomycetaceae
Source: the annotation of a GenBank genome assembly